Messenger RNA from Ictidomys tridecemlineatus (thirteen-lined ground squirrel), 2006 nucleotides. RefSeq names its product interleukin 23 subunit alpha (gene Il23a). NCBI's taxonomy places the organism in Eukaryota, Metazoa, Chordata, Mammalia, Rodentia, Sciuridae. Gene Ontology annotation, biological process: positive regulation of T-helper 17 cell lineage commitment; immune response; positive regulation of T cell proliferation. The record is from RefSeq and is a predicted model, not a curated record. Gene Ontology annotation, molecular function: cytokine activity. Gene Ontology annotation, cellular component: interleukin-23 complex; extracellular region.
UAAGAAUCUGUCUCAAAAUAAAAAGGGCUAGGGAUGUGGCUUAGUGAUAAAGUGCCCCUGAGUUCAAUUCCCAGUACCGACAAAACAAAAUUUAAAAAAAAAGGUGCUUCUUAGUCAACAACCUCACCUCUACAAAUGCUCUCUAUAGUGAGGACUGAAAUGGGGAGCAAUAACACCUUGUUUUAUUUUUGGUACCUGGGAUUGGGAUUAAACCCAGGGGUGCUUAACCAUGGAGGCACAUCCCCAGCCAUUUUUUUAUGUUUUAUUGAGAGACAAGGUCUUGCUAAGUUGCUUAGGGCCUUGCUAAAUCGCUAAGUCUGGUUUUGAAUUUGCAAUCCUCCUGCCUCAACUUCCAGAGUUGUUGAGAUUACAGGCAUGUGCCACCAUGCCAGCCAUAAUAAUACCUUAUAUUACACUCAUAUGGCUUCCCAUUUCACAAGUACCUUAAUGUUCAUUCUCUCCUAAGAAACUAGGUCCACCCAAUGUGGGUAAGGGGUACACUUUCCAAUGGAGAAAAAGAACUCCCUUAUUCUUAGAUAGCAGGUCAUUAGGUAGGAAUCAAACUUCAUUCCAAGAUGAGCUCACCAUCCUUUUGGGAGAUGAGUGAAUGUUUCUCUGUUUUUGGUUUUUCCUCAGGCAAGAGGAAGUAAGGAAAUUAGGUUUGGGGUGUGGAAGGGGUAUAGUUUUGAAAGGCAAAAAGAUCAGAUUAAACAGGAAGGAACUUGAGACCAGAUUAAUUUAAAUGUUCGUUACUUCCCCUACCCCUUCUAAAGCCAUUUCAAUUCCUGGAGAGCAUUACACAUGUGUCUCAUCCUAGGCUUCUAGCCACAGCAACUUCACUACUCAUUUCCCCUGGAACUGAGGCUACAUACCUGGGCUCUCCACAGAGGGGAAUGAUGCAGGGAGGGGAAUCCCACCUGCUGUGAGUCACCUGCUAGUGUAAAGGGCGGGCCUUACAAUGCACGGACCUUAAAAAGAGGGAGAAAAACAACAGAAGCAGCUCAGAAUCUCUGUGAAAAUCAGAGAGAACCAGAACCAAAGCAGAACAGACAGAAUUAGUCUCAGAGCAAGGGGAAGUGGGCAGAGAUUCCACAAGGACUAGUGCAGGUCAUAGAAACAGAUUUGAGAAGUAGGCGACAUAAUGCUGGGGAUCAGAGCUGUGAUGCUGCUAUUGCUGCUGCCCUGGACAGCUCAGGGCUGGGCUGUGCCUGGGAGUAGCAGCCCUUCCUGGGCCCAGUGCCAGGAGCUCUCACAGAAGCUCUGCACACUGCUCUGGAGAGCACAUCCACUAGUGGGACAUAUGGAUUUACUGAGAGAAGAGGGAGAAGAAGAGACUACAAAUGAUGUCCCCCAUAUCCAAUGUGGGGAUGGCUGUGAUCCCCAAGGACUCAAGGACAAUAGUCAGUUCUGCUUGCAAAGGAUCCACCAGGGUCUGAUUUUUUAUGAGAAGCUUCUGGGCUCAGACAUUUUCACAGGGGACGAUGCUCCUGUGGGCCAGCUUCAUGCCUCCCUUCUGGGCCUCAGCCAACUCCUACAGCCUGAGGGUCACCACUUGGAGACUCAACAGACUCCCAACCCGAGUCCCAGUCAGCCAUGGCAACGUCUCCUUCUCCGCUUCAAGAUCCUUCGCAGCCUCCAGGCCUUUAUAGCUGUAGCUGCCCGGGUGUUUGCCCAUGGAGCAGCAACCCAGAGCCCCUGAAGGCAACAGCUUAAAGAUGGCACCCAGAUGGACAUGGCUCAGCAAUGAUAAGAUAUAUCUAUCGACCCACACAACUAUGAGCCAACAAGUUAAUUAGCCCACUAAUUUUAAUAAGACUUGCAUGUUGAAAAACUGCUAAUACUGACUUAAGAUGAUGACCUGUGACAAAGUUGCAUAUUUAUUAGCUGGAAAGGGAAAUUUUGGUACUAUUUAUCCUCUUGGGAACAGAUUGGAGAGGAGGAUUAUUUAUUAUAUUUAUAAGUAUUAUGUAUUUUUUUCAAUAAAGAUUUAUUUAUGUGGCUCUCAA